Messenger RNA from Ilex paraguariensis (yerba mate), 585 nucleotides. The record is from the annotation of a GenBank genome assembly. Lineage: Eukaryota; Viridiplantae; Streptophyta; Magnoliopsida; Aquifoliales; Aquifoliaceae.
AUGCUUGCUGUGUCGCCUUUUAGGAGCGCCAUCGAUGGAAGAGAAGGAGAGAUGGAGAAUUUCUUGAUCGGAGAUGGUGAUUUCCUUGAGUUUUCCGGUGGAAAUUUGCUUGAUAUUAUUGAUUUCGAUGACCUUUUCGUGGGCAUCAACGAUGAAGAUGUGUUGCCGGAUUUGGAGAUGGACCCAGAAAUUCUUGCUGAAUUCUCAGCUAGUGGAGGUGAGGAAUCUGAACUGAACACAUCGGUAUCGGUUGAGAAGGUUGAAGACGAUUCGGUGAAAGAGGAAGACAAUUUUUCGGGUUCAGGAUCAAGCUUGAAGCAAGGUGAAGAAAUUGUGAGCACGAGAGAUGAAUCUGUGGCAGUAAAUGGAUCGCCAAAGAAAGCUGAUAAAGGAAGAAAAACAUCAACACAAGCUAAGAAUACUCAAGGGAAGAGGAAGGUGAAGGUGGAUUGGACACCAGAGCUGCACAGGCGAUUUGUACAAGCAGUAGAGCACCUGGGAGUGGAUAAGGCAGUCCCUUCAAGAAUUCUAGAGCUUAUGGAAAUAGAUUGUCUCACUCGCCAUAACAUUGCCAGCCAUCUUCAA